GAGUGAAGCGCAUAGCGUCGCCUCCCAAGCGACUUGUGUGUGUGAGUGUGUGUGUGUCUAGAUGUGUAGUAGUGUGUGUAUAGUUUUUUUUUGGUCGUGAGAAGAAGAGAAAACUCUGUUUUUGUUCUGCCCACACAAAUUUUUCGCUUUACUCAUCAUUGAAGGCAGCCAUAUUUCUUACGUUGCCCAUUUUCUUUCGUCUCGUGUUUCAAAGAUUGGUGCUGUGAUGACUCGUUCGUCUGUACGGAAAUAAAAACGAAGAGAGAGAGAGAGAGAGACACGUUACAAAAGUGGUGUGCAAUCAAAAAUGGCGAGUGCGAAACAUCAGUUUGGAGAUUGGUUUUCCAUCUGCUGGCCGCUGUUGGUGUUGACGAGUCUUUGUCUCGUAUCGGCCGGUCCGAUCGUGAACACAUUUAACGAAGGCAAUGGCGGCCACCGCCUGCAGCAUCUCGUUGUGGACAAGCAAAGUGGUCUGGUCUACGUCGGUGGAGUCAACCGGCUCUACCAGCUCUCGCCGGAUCUUGAUCUACAGGUGACGGUUGAGACGGGCCCUAGGGAAGACAGCCCUGAAUGCCCGGCCGUCGGCUGCAGCGACUCGGUCGUCAAAAGGCUAACGGACAAUGUCAAUAAAGCCCUUGUUAUCGAUUACACGGACACGAGGCUCAUUGCCUGUGGCACUUUCUACCAAGGCAUUUGCAGUGUGAGAAAUCUGAAAAACAUCAGCGAGGAAUUGAUGGACGUGAGGGAGCCGGUCGUGGCCAACAAUUCGACGGCGACGACUGUGGUUUUCAUCGCUCCGGGACCGCCGAAUCCGCCCAGUACGCACGUCCUCUACGUUGGCGCAACGUACACGGGCAAUUCCCCUUACCGAUCCGAUGUGCCGGCCGUGUCGUCGCGUUCGCUGGCCCGUCACAAAAUGUUCCAAAUCGCCAAUAUGGAGAGGAGGGAAGGCGACACGCGGGUGACGACAGGCACGCGGAUUUCGGUCAAUUCGCCGAGUCGCAACCGCUACCCCAUUCACUACGUCUACGGUUUUUCCUCGGAGGGUUUCUCGUAUUUCCUGACAACUCAAAUGAAGGAAUCGACGACCAACAAUUCGUCCUACAUCUCCAAGUUGGUCCGCGUGUGCCAAGACGAUGAACACUAUCAAUCCUACACGGAAGUGCCGCUAGAAUGUGUGGCCGAGGACGGCACUCAAUACAAUUUGGUUCAAGCCGCCUACGUGGACAAGCCCGGAUCGGAUUUGGCAGCCGAAUUGGGCAUUACGGUACAGGACGAUAUCUUGUUCGCCGUCUUUGCCCAGUCCGACCCGGCCGAGGGCGGCGAGAUGAGCAACAGACCGGCGCCGCGUUCCGCUCUCUGCGUCUACUCGCUCAAAUCCAUCCGGCGCAAGUUUAUGCACAACAUUCAAAAGUGUUUUAGCGGAGAAGGACAUCGCGGAUUGGACUUUAUCUCGCCCAGUCUACCCUGCGUUCACACGAAAUUGCAAACGAUUGGAGAAGACUUUUGCGGUCUGGAUGUCAACACUCCGUUGGGCGGUGGCGAACCCGUCAUCGAGCGGCCCGUCUGCACCAUGAACAACGUCCUGUUGACGGCCGUGGCAGCCACAUCCACUGGUGAUUUCACCGUCGUCUUUCUCGGCACUUCCAAAGGACAUUUGAAAAAGGUGGUGGUGGAGAAUGUCAAAGGAGAUAGCGGAGGUCGAGGAGCCUUCGAGUACGGUGACAUUACCGUGGACGAAGGAAGCCGCGUUUCAUCCGAUCUGGUCUUUGAUCCGCAGCGGAUGCAUCUCUACGCCAUGACGGAACGCAAAGUGACCAAAGUUCGCGUCCAGGAUUGCGGCGUGUACAAGACGUGCGGCGAAUGCCUCGGAGCCCGCGACCCCUAUUGCGGAUGGUGUUCCCUGGAAAACAAGUGCAGUUUGCGAAGCGAUUGUCAAGAUGCGGCCAAGGAUCCGCUCUACUGGAUUUCUUACAAGAGCGGAAGGUGCACCACCAUCACUUCCGUCACGCCCAACCAGCUCCAACGGACCACAGCUCGCACGCUCUCGUUGGUGAUUGACAAUCUGCCAACCCUUUCGGGCCAGUUCCAGUGCGCCUUUUCAGCAUUCGGCAAAACGCUGUUGACGAACGCGACGAGGACGGCCAACGGCGUCAGCUGUACAACACCUCGCACCGAUCACAUACCGGCCAACCCACCCGGACAACAUCAUUUCACGGCCAAAUUGUCGGUGAGGACGACGACCGGACCCGAUUUUGUCGCCACCAAUUUCACCUUCUUUGACUGCACCACCUACACGUCGUGCACGGAAUGCGUCUCGUCCUCGUACCCCUGCGACUGGUGCGUCGACGGACACCGGUGCACUCACGACACGGCCGAGAAUUGCCGCAACGACAUUCUCGUUACCGGCGUCAACAGAAUCGGGCCGAGCAUCCGCAGUGGACCGGGCUUCUGUCCGCGAAUCAACGCGACGGCCAGCGUCUCUACGGAGAUCCUCGUGUCGCACGGCAUCAAGAAGAGCAUCAAAGUCAAAGUGGAGAAUAUCGCCCAGUUUAUCGCGCAGACGAAUUUCGUCUGUCAGUUCAACAUCGAGGGACGGGUGACGCACGUGCGGGCCCAGCUCCUCGGCGACAUCAUUUACUGCGACGACAUGGAGUUUACGUAUUCGUCGCGGGCGCCCAACAUCACGGCCACGUUCGCCGUCAUCUGGGGCGGAUCCAAACCCCUGGACAAUCCCGACAACGUCCACGUCCUCAUCUAUCGCUGCAGAGAAAUGGCCGACAAUUGCGGACUCUGCCUCGCCCUCGCUGACAAAUACCUCUGCGGAUGGUGUCAGACGUCCGACAAGUGCGAAGUGAGGGAACAGUGCGAUCGUAGUGGAAUCGGCGGAUCAGUUUCGGUGGCGACGGGAGCGCCUUGGUUGGAUCGAGACCAAAUCUGUCCAAACCCUGAGGUGAAACGGUUCGACCCGAGACUGGGCCCGUGGGAAGGCGGAACCAACGUGACGAUCGAGGGUGUCAAUCUGGGCAAGACGUUUGGCGACAUAUCCGGCGGAAUCACAGUGGCCGGAAUGCCGUGUCACCCCUACGAAGAGCUCUACGUCCAAACGCGACGGAUCGUCUGCCUGGUGGACAGCCCGCAGAACAGCCAACCGCUACGAGGGCCCGUCAUCGUCCGCGUCUCCAAUUUUAAAGGCGAAUCGGCCGACUAUUACGAAUUUGUCAAUCCAAUCAUCGAGUCCAUCCAUCCGACUUGGGGUCCGCUCUCAGGAGGCACUCAAUUGAUCAUUCGAGGACAGUUCAUGAACGCCGGCAGUUCCAUCCAGGCCGUCAUCGAUCCGGCACUGGCCUGCGCCAUUACCUACACCAACGCCACGCAUGCCAUCUGCCGGACGAGCGCCUCGAACCGGCUCCGCAGCGGAGAGCUGCAAAUGUCGUUCGACCGCGGAGUCCGCCGCUACACUCGACAAAUGUACCAAUACGUCGAAGAUCCGACGAUCGAGUACGCCGAAUCGGGCGUCGUUAGCCAAGUCAAGGUGCCCAAAGGCAUCCCCGCAGGCGGCAUCAUCAUCUCGGUCGCCGGCAACAAUUUGGAAUACAUUCAGGAACCCAAGAUGUUUGUCCGCUAUCGAGACGUGGUCCACUCGAGUAGUUGCCAGGUGCUGUCCAAUCAGAGGAUGGAGUGCCGGUCUCCUUCGGUGCCCGUCCUCGGCCAGCAGAUAUCGCCCGAGGAGCCACUCUCGCUCGACUAUGGAUUUUUGAUGGAUGAUGUCCCGUCGGUGCGCAACUUGUCCCACUCGCCCAACUUCCCCAAAUUCGUCCUCUACCCGGAUCCCGUUUACGAGAAAUUUGACGAAGAAGUCAAGUAUUACAAGAGCGACUAUUUGACCAUCAACGGCAUCAACUUGGAUCGAGCCUGUCAGGAGAACGACGUGGAGGUAUCGAUUGGAACGGCGCCGUGCAACGUGACGUCGCUCUCCAGGAAUCAGCUGACGUGCCGGCCUCCGUCUGCCCAGCCGCCGGCGGCCGGUGCCAACCCGAACGACGCGCCCGAGGUGGUGGUGGUGGUCGGCCGCAGCCUGCGUUACGUCAUCGGCAAGUUGAGCUACGAUUCGCCCAACAGCGGCGAGGGCCAGCUACCCAAGUCUGUCAUCAUCGGCGUCACGAUCGGCUGCGGCCUUUUGGUCUUUGUCUUCAUCUGCGUCGUCAUCGCCUACCGUCGCAAGUCGACCGAGAGCUCGCGCGUCCUCAAGAGCAUGCAGGAGCACAUGGACACGCUGGAACUGCAGGUGGCCGCCGAGUGCAAAGAGGCCUUCGCCGAGCUCCAAACGGAAAUGACGGACCUGACGUCGGACCUGACAUCUGGCGGCAUCCCUUUCCUCGACUACCGCACCUACGCCAUGAAGAUCCUUUUCCCCUCGAUGGAGGAGCACACGCUCUUGCAAUGGGAACGGCCGGAGCUGCUGCGCAAGGACAAGCCGCUGCGUCUCUUUGGCCAGCUUUUGAUGAACAAGACAUUCCUCCUCCUCUUUAUCCGCACGCUGGAGAGCAACCGCUAUUUCUACAUGCGCGACCGCGUCAAUGUCGCCUCGCUCAUCAUGGUGACGCUCCAGAGCAAAAUGGAGUAUUGCACCGACAUUUUGAAGACGCUGCUGGCCGAGCUGAUUGAGAAGUGCAUGGAGGGCAAGAGCCACCCCAAGUUGCUGCUGCGUCGCACCGAGUCGGUGGCCGAGAAGAUGCUCUCUGCCUGGUUCACCUUUUUGCUCUACAAGUUCCUGCGCGAGUGCGCCGGCGAGCCGCUCUACCUCCUCUUCCGCGCCAUCAAACACCAGGUGGACAAGGGACCGGUGGACUGCGUCACGUCCGAGGCCCGCUACUCGCUCUCUGAAGAGAAGCUCAUCCGCCAGUCGAUCGAGUACAAGAUCAUGACCGUCUACGUCUCGAUUUCGCCGCAGACGAUCUACGUCAGCGGACUCGAAGCCCACACGGACAACACGGACACGCCCGUCAAGGUCCUCGACUGCGACACGAUCGUCCAGGUCAAAGACAAGGCGUUCGACACCAUCUACCGCUCGACGCCUUACAGCCAGCGUCCCCGCAAAGAGGAUCUCGACCUCGAGUGGCGGACGGGCACGUCGGGCCGGCUGGUGCUCUACGACGAGGACUCUACUUCCAAAGUGGAGGGCGACUGGAAGAAGCUCAACACGCUGGCUCACUACCGCGUGCCGGACGGCGCCCUCUUGACGCUCAUUCCCAAACAGUCGUCCAUGUACAACCUGUCGAUCCUGUCGGAUCAGCACCGCGGCGGCGCCGCCGACAAGGGCCACCACCACAAGUACGAGACGCUCAACCUCAACUUGUCGAAAUUCAGUUCGGCCAGUCCGCCCAUGAGCCGGGCUACGUCGCCCAUGAACCAUCACGGCGAUCGGAGCCACGGCGGUGGCGGUGGCGGCGGCGGAGGAGGAGGAGGGGGUGGAGGAGGAGGAGGAGGCCAUGGAACGCACGAUCGCGGAGGCGAUCAGGACCCGAGCGUCAAAGUGUGGCAUCUGGUCCGUCAUCACGACCACGACAACAACCGCAAAGAUGGCGACCAACGAGGCAAUAAAAUGGUUUCCGAGAUUUACCUGACGCGGCUCCUCUCCACAAAGAUAACGCUGCAGAAAUACGUGGACGAUCUCUUUGAAACGAUUUUCAGCAUCGCCAACCGCGGAUCCGCCCUGCCGCUGGCCAUCAAGUACAUGUUUGACUUUUUGGACGACCAGGCUCUGCAGCACGGCAUCACGGAUCCGGAGGUGGUCCACACGUGGAAAUCCAACAGUUUGCCUCUCCGCUUCUGGGUCAAUCUCAUCAAGAAUCCCAAUUUUGUCUUUGACGUCCACAAGUCCAAUAUUGUUGACUCGUGCCUCUCGGUCGUCGCUCAAACAUUUAUGGAUUCGUGCUCAACUUCCGACCAUCGACUGGGCAAGGACUCGCCCAGCUCCAAGCUCCUCUUCGCCAAAGACAUACCCGUUUACAAGGAAUGGGUAGAGCGAUACUACGCCGACAUCAAGACGAUGGCGGCCAUCUCCGAUCAGGAUAUGAACGCGAUGCUUGCCGAAGAGUCUCGCCAGCACACGGUCGACUUCAACGUCAAUUGCGCCCUGCAGGAGUUGUACAACUACGCCGAUCGCUACUAUGAGCAGCUGAUGAUGGCACUAGAGGAAGACGAAUUUUCGCAAAAGCAACGACUGGCUUAUCGACUGGAGCAAGUGCGAAAUCUCAUGGCCGCUGAAAUGGGCAGCCCUUGAAAUUGAAAAAAAGAACUGUACGAAACCUCAAAACUCGUGUGUGUGUGUGUUUUUUUUUUGUUUUUUUUUUGUUUUCCUUUCAUUUCGCUUGACGUCCAACAUACUUUAUAUAUUUCUGAUUACAAUUUCUUGGCCGGAGCAGCGAAAAAUGCGCAAAACAAAAACGAAAAACAAAAAAAAAAAUAAUAAUAAUAAGGACAAAUUCCUAUAUCGUCUGUUCAUUCGAGUCAUAUUCUGUUAGCCCUUGUCCUCCACUUCCUCCUCCUCACCCCACCCUCAUUUUUUUUUUUUUUUUUUUUUUUUUUUUAAAUUCUUCUUUUAAGUGGCUAUUUAAAUAGGCAAUAAACAAAAAGAAAAGCCGUUUCAAUUUUUUUUUGGUGUGGACACAGGAUAUCUAUUCGGCUUCGAUCGUGGCACCUCAUUCAUUCCCUCUCGUGUCGUCCUACCUCCCCACUCGCCCUCCACCACUUCCACCCCCCACUCUAUGGACCAAUCCUAAUCAAGUAGCAAAGUCUUUCCACCCGCUUCACUCGUCUUCUUCAAUCGCAUAUGACAACAUUUUGAAACAGAAUUUUUAACAUCGUUUUUCUUUUGUUUCUUUUCAUUUCUUUUUUUUUUUCCUCCUGUGCAGCGGGAUGUACCCACAACAAAUCUUGUUUUAAAAAAAAAAAAAAAAAAAAAAAUUUGUUUUCCCCUCACCACAUCAGGAUUUCAUCAUGUUUUCAACCUCUCCAACCCCACUCCUCUCCCCCCAACCCCCUACCUUUUUUUUCCAAAUAAAUUUACGAGCGUGCUUGCUGUAUAUAAACAUGUGACUGUGUACUGCGAAUGUACGUGUGAUCUUGUCUCAUUAUUACCACAUCCGCCAGCGUUUUUUUUUUUUUUUUUUUUUUUUUUAAUUUUCGCUUUAUUCCUUUGACAUGUAUUUUUUUUUUUGUGUGUGUGUGUUUGUUAAUGCUGCCUGUCCAAUCGAGCUCAUUCGUUGAUUUGCGUAACCGGGAAAUCGUUAUUCGUUUGGCGAUCGGGUCGAAAAUGGUGAUAUCCGCUCGAUCGUGACAGUGUGUGAAUGACUUGAUCGCGUGUUGGAACUUGGAGGUCGACUCAUUUGUGACCGCAUUCCUCGACAAAAUUCGAUUUGAAACAAAAACAAACAAACAAAAAAAAAAAGCCGAUGACUUGACAGUAUGGACACAGGACGACGAAUGUUAAUUUUUUUUUUUUGUUCUCUUGUUUUCCCUUCUCGUGUUUUUCAAGUACAGAUGAAUUGCGACGACCACCUGUUUUCUUGUAUACAAGUGUACAGUGACAUUGAUUGCAUUCUUUAUACAUAAGUCCGUCAAAAACACCACUCAUUCUUUUUUUUUUGCAAUCCGGAUGUUGUUCACUAAAAAGCUAUCUUUUCUCUUAUCAAAAUAAUGCUGUGUAGUUUCCAUCGCAACUGUACCUCUCGUGAGAGACACUCAAUAACACGAGGAUCUAUUCAUAAA
Molecule: messenger RNA, 7773 nt
Organism: Daphnia carinata
Lineage: Eukaryota; Metazoa; Arthropoda; Branchiopoda; Diplostraca; Daphniidae
Product: plexin-A4-like
Exons: 15
Coding region: 308-6286 (1992 amino acids)
Biological process (GO): motor neuron axon guidance; regulation of cell migration; regulation of cell shape
Cellular component (GO): semaphorin receptor complex
Molecular function (GO): protein binding; semaphorin receptor activity
Source: RefSeq, a predicted model, not a curated record